AUGUUUCGGUUGAAUGGCAUCAUGGGCCUCUUGGACUUCACCAAGUUUCACGACGUCCAGCCUGUCCCAGCUACUCUUCGCCGCCCCCACUUCCUCCCCCACGCUCCCUCCUGGGAAAAUCUCCGCAACCUCUCCUCCCUCUCCUCUCUCCCCGGCGUUCUCCGCCACCCCACUGCUGUCUCAACCGACAAAUCAGGUGCCAUUAUGGGCCGAAGGGAUGCCCCUCACCCCUUCCCAGGCCCUGCUGACUCUGCUUCUGCCUCUCAAGCUUCACUGGCUUAUCCACCCGUGAUUUCCGCUGCUGGUGGUGGUAGUGGUGGUGACCCUGCUCCUGUUGCAGCUGACACGAUUCGAAAGAACUCAAGCUUCAUGAACAUCCUUUCUCUUGGAUUUGGGCCUGGGUCAGGCUGGGGAGGUGGGGUAUGGGGGAGUGGAGUGUGGGGUGGUGGAGUGUUGUGGAGCGGAGGAGCAGGCGCAGGAACAGAUGAAGGGUCAAGAGGAACAGUAGCAGCAGGGAGAGGGAGUUUACCAGCCGCUGGGAACACGGCUAAUGAUGUGGUCCGUGGAGGCAGUGUGUAUGCAAGCACAUCUGGUGUUGCUGCUGAAGACUGGGGAAGAGUCCGUGAAUGCAGAGCUGCAAGUGACUCUGCAGCUGUUGGGGAAGGAGCAGGAGGAGGGCUAAGGGGUGGGCAGGGUCACAAUGGCGGGGCGAUGUUCUUGCCUCUGGCCGGCAUGGAGCAUGAACUGUCCAUGGCCUCUCUCCCUCCAGUUAUUGAAGGCAGCUCCGGCAGCAGCAGCCCAUCCAGUGUGCCUCCAGCUGUUAUUUCAAACUCAGGUGUUUUCAACAGAUCAGGUGUGUGGAAUGCUGCUCAUGUAGGGACAUGGUCCAUGGAAGCAACAGCAGAGGCUGCAGUGAGUGGAGCUGUGGUUUUAGCUCCUGUAGCAGUCGCAGCCACAUCAACAGCAGUCAUAGCAGGAGGUGGAGAUGCAGCAGUCACGGUAGGAACAGCUGCAGGAUCAGCGUCACAAGCUCCUGCGUUUGAAGGGAGGAAGCAGAUGAGGCGUAUGGUUAGACGGGGGAGCGCAGAGAGAUGGGACCGGAUUGGUGGUGGGAUGACAACGGAACAAGGGCGACUUAGCAGGUGUGUAUCAUUUGAGGUAUCACCUGUCGCUGAAUUGAUUGGUGAGGGAGGGGCACAGCGAGGGGCUGAGCUGACAGCAGGGAGGGAAUGUGCGAGUCCAACUGCAGCAGUGCUGGAUGGGGGGGGGUCUACAAGGCAUGAAGCCUGCAAGGAAUUUACUCAAACUGCAGACAGGCAAGAAAUGGAGGAAAUGGGUGUUGAAAUUCCCAACAAGAAGGGGCGGAGGGAGCAGAGGGAUUCAGCGUCUCCUAUUUCUCUGGUCCUCGCUUGUCAGAUUGCUGUGGCAGAGAAGAGGGAGCAGCAGUGGCGAUCACUUGUUGUGGACCUUGCCAUCAAGCCCUUGAAACCCUGCAGGAGCAGUUGCGUUGCGCCUGCCACAAUUCUGAGCGAAGUUACGAAGAGCAAUGUAGAUUCAAUUCCCGUCCUUUCGCAAACGGAGGUGGCGGAGAGGCUUGCUGGCCACAAGCAUCCUAAUCAACGAAACUAUCGCGCGUUUUACUCGAGUGUGGUCGGUGGAAUCACGACGGAUCCAGCAACUAUGGUAAUUCCUAUUGACGAUCACAUGGCUCACAGAGGCCACGCUGUUUUUGACACCGCCAUUAUUUGCUCAGGGUACUUAUAUGAGCUUGAUGAGCAUGUUGACCGUUUUAUAAAGUCAGCUCGUGCGGCAAGAAUUGAACACUCAUAUUCUCGAGAAGAGCUUAAAGCUAUUAUCAUCCAGACUGUCGCUGGUCAGUGA
This is a messenger RNA of Closterium sp. NIES-65, 1881 nucleotides long. The record is from the annotation of a GenBank genome assembly. NCBI's taxonomy places the organism in Eukaryota, Viridiplantae, Streptophyta, Zygnematophyceae, Desmidiales, Closteriaceae.